This is a messenger RNA of Clupea harengus (Atlantic herring), 2112 nucleotides long. It is a transcript of the gene tspan18b, whose product is annotated as tetraspanin 18b. The record is from RefSeq and is a predicted model, not a curated record. Gene Ontology annotation, cellular component: plasma membrane. Lineage: Eukaryota; Metazoa; Chordata; Actinopteri; Clupeiformes; Clupeidae.
GAAUGGUUGGCAGUUAGUCUACUCAUCUGUCCGACAGCACUUGAAAUGGUUGCGUAGUAUAAACAAGUGUAUAUUUAUUAUUUACAACUUUAAUGGAAAUAAAAUAGAGAUACGGCCCAGUGUUCAAGCAAAUAAGUUAACAGUAGGCGUUAACGUUGGUGUUGAGUGCCCGCCCUCGUAGGCUGAUCACUGUGGAUGCUCAUACGCUCCUCAGCGUGCACCGAGUUCCCUAAGAAAACUGUUGGCAUACCAGUCCCGCACUUAGAACGCAUGACCAAACUGGGUCUACAGUUGUAGCGGCACAGGAAUUUAUAGACUGAGGUAUUUGUUUUGAAUUAUCCCGAGAACUUAACCAGUCGGUUAAAUACAACAGUCUAAAAAUCUGAUUAUUUGAUACCGCUACAUCUAGAGGAGCGCAACGUAGCCAAGGCAAACAUCUCCGUAUAAUCCGGAUUUGAGCUAAUGAAAGCAGGAGAAGAGGAGAAACUGAAAGAACUGCACUGACUUGAACCGGGAGGCACAUCAUGGGGCUAGGAGAGGCUUCUGCAAGGGGGACCAGCAUGGAGGGUGACUGCCUUAGCUGCAUCAAAUACCUCAUGUUUGUCUUCAACUUCCUCAUCUUUCUGGGUGGCUCCUUCCUCCUGGGUGUGGGGGUGUGGGUGCUGGUGGACCCCACUGGCUUCAGAGAGAUAGUGGCAGCGAACCCGCUCCUCUUCACAGGGGUCUACAUCAUCUUGGCCAUGGGGGGGAUGCUCUUCCUGCUGGGCUUCCUGGGAUGCUGCGGAGCCAUCCGGGAGAACAAGUGUCUGCUGCUCUUUUUCUUCAUGCUCAUUCUCAUCAUCUUCCUGGCUGAGCUGGCUGCCGCCAUCUUGGCUUUCGUGUUCCGGGAGCAUCUGACCCGAGAGUACUUCACCAAGGAGAUGAGGAGGCACUACCAAGGCUACAACAAUACAGAUGUUUUCACCUCAACAUGGAAUGCCAUCAUGAACACGUUUGAAUGCUGUGGAGUGAACAGUCCUGAGGACUUUGAGGACAGCCUUUUCAGGGUCCUUCAUCCGAGCGACAUGGUGCCCAAAGCUUGCUGCCGGAGGAUCACCCACCCCGGAGAGGAGCACGAGUGUCUCAUGGGCAGCAUGAUGUUCCGCUACAACAAGGGCUGUUACUCAGCAGUGGUGGACUACUUUGAGAUGUACAUCUAUGUGGCUGGAGCUCUGGCCAUCGUGGUUCUGACCAUUGAGCUAUUUGCCAUGGUGUUCGCCAUGUGUCUCUUCAGGGGGAUUCAGUAAAGACACAGGGAUUCGUGGAAGGACAAUUUUUCAAAAGGGAUAUCACCAGAAGCAGAAAAAAAAAACAUUUGUAUAAAGUUUUUCUCUUUUAUUUUUCAUUUUAUAUAUGACAAAUUGAAAGAAAUUUCAUUGGCUGAACAACCUGUACUUCACAGCUGGACCUUUGAGGUACUUGGUGACAAGAAAUAAAAUAAAAACACAAAGAGAUGCAAACAUAGGACAGGAACACAUAAACAGCGUCACAGAGUAUAUCUGGACCCAUUGUUUGGAGUGGGUGGGAACAGGAGCUCAAGAAGCCUUUACAGAAGAGGAAGAGGACACUGCACUGACUUUGGAUGAAGAAUAUUUAUACUGAUUAAUGUUGGCUUGUCUGUACAGAAAUGUGUGUUUUUUUUAAUGUUUCACUGUAUAGCCUACUUAAGCUACAGCCAUUCUCUAACAACACAGCCCCAACCACUUCUUUCUCAUGAGACACAAGUCACAAGCUGUGUCAAAGCCACACAUCUUAAAUGCUGAACACUGUUGUAAAUUUGCUCUAGAAAACCACUUUCUAUGUCUUUUCUGCCAAAUGCUAAAAUGUAUGUGUUAAUUGUAUGUGUGUAUGUGAAUGUGUGUUUGAGUGAGUGAGUGAGAGAGAGAGAAACUGAUUGUGUGGCCUUUUUUCCUUUGCAACCCUCAAGCUUGAAAGCCAACUUAAGUUGCAUUUUAUUGUAUUGUGAUGUUAAUUGCAAUAGUGAUUGUAUGUGAUUUUAGCUGAAAUGUUUGUGUAUGCCUUUGUAUUAGAAUCUUUAAAAAUAAGGAUGCCAUUAAAUGACUCUUUAAUGUG